UUUUCAGUCACAACUCAAUUUUAGAUUCCUCAGAAGAGCUCCAUUACUAAGCUUAGAAAUUUCAACUCUUACGCACACACUCUCUCUAAAAACCCUGUUUCCUCUUUCUCUAUCUCUACAAUGGCGAGCUCCAGUAUUGUGUUGAUGCUAGUGGCUGCUUUGUUGGUGAGCUCUACAAUGGCGCAACAAUCUCCCGCUUCUUCUCCGGCAACGUCGCCGACGGCGGCUCCAAGAAGGGCGAUGGCUCCGGCUCCAGUGGCAGUGACGCCAUCUGCGAAUUCGCCAAUGGCUUCUCCUCCUGUUGAGAGCGGAUCUGCUACUGCUCCAUCUCCAUCCACCGUUAACUCUCCUCCUUCUCCUCCAGUGUCUCCAUCUGCGUCACCUGCUGCUAAUCCCCCGUCGAUUGCAGCCACACCGUCGGGAUCUCAGGCACCGGCUCCGGCUACAAGCGGUGCCGUUUUGAACAGACUUAGCGUCGCCGGCUCCGCCGCUUUUGUGAUUGUCGCAGCCGCUUUUCUGGCGUAGACAGAUUUUGGAGUCGUCGACGAUAUCAUGAUAUAUUCUUUCCAUUAUUUUAUUGUGUAUUCUAUUUUAUUAUUAGCGUGAAUAAUUUAUUUUCUGUUGGAUUUUUUGUUGAUUUUUUAUUUAGUUACAAUUAUCUUUUGGAUUCUUUAUAUAUAAUAUAAUUUAUUUUACAGCA
Molecule: messenger RNA, 700 nt
Organism: Prosopis cineraria
Lineage: Eukaryota; Viridiplantae; Streptophyta; Magnoliopsida; Fabales; Fabaceae
Product: classical arabinogalactan protein 1-like
Exons: 1
Coding region: 121-525 (134 amino acids)
Source: RefSeq, a predicted model, not a curated record